AUGGAGGAGCUACCUGAACCUGUUUCAAAUCAGUUUGUCUUGAAUACCUUGUUACUUUACCAGGGACCCCAAGUCACGAUCAAGAUCGGAUCUCACCAUCGGGAAUAUGUCAUCUUCAAAGACCUCCUCUGCUCAGAGUCGGCUUAUUUCUCGGCUAUGUUCAAUGGUCCCUUCAUCGAAGGACAACAACAAGCAGCCAACUUGAAAGAGGGGGAUGGCCUUUCCGUGCACACUUUCGAAGCAUUCAUUCAAUGGCUUUACGCUGGAAAAAUACAGUUCAAUGUGAAUGAUUGCAGCGAGAAAAUCCUGAGCGCAAUAGAACUUGCAAGAGUUGGAGUCAUGUGGGAUGUGCCCAAGCUAAGAGCCCCAAUCGCAUUGUAUAUCAAAGAGGUUAUUUUGAGCGGUCCCUACAAGAUUUACAACCACGACUACGACUGCAAUAUCCAGUUCAUUGACUGCAAGCAUAUUGCUGCGGCAUGCUUUCUGCCAUCAAAGCAUCCGGUGCGUGAGAUAUUGGCUGAGGCGUCUGUUGAGUCAUUCAUUCUGGCUCGAAGCUUCAAAUUACUGGAAGCGGCUGAAAGGAAUCCUGAAUUUGCAGCUGAUCUCAUUCAAAAGAUUUAUGGGCCGUGUGUAAGCAUCUUAGAUUGGAUUAGGGAACAUUGUGAGUGUGAGAACAACAAAACGAUCUUCGAAGAUCCAUUUACUGGGAGCGUUUGGCCGCCGAGGAAUGAAGAUGACCUUUGA
This is a messenger RNA of Penicillium manginii, 744 nucleotides long. Its product is annotated as BTB/POZ domain-containing protein. The record is from RefSeq and is a predicted model, not a curated record. The transcript is spliced from 2 exons. Bases 1 to 744 code for a protein of 247 amino acids. Lineage: Eukaryota; Fungi; Ascomycota; Eurotiomycetes; Eurotiales; Aspergillaceae. Gene Ontology annotation, molecular function: protein binding.